This is a messenger RNA of Rhizoctonia solani, 2076 nucleotides long. RefSeq names its product homeobox domain protein. NCBI's taxonomy places the organism in Eukaryota, Fungi, Basidiomycota, Agaricomycetes, Cantharellales, Ceratobasidiaceae. Gene Ontology annotation, molecular function: DNA-binding transcription factor activity, RNA polymerase II-specific; RNA polymerase II cis-regulatory region sequence-specific DNA binding. The transcript has 4 exons. Gene Ontology annotation, cellular component: nucleus. The record is from RefSeq and is a predicted model, not a curated record. Gene Ontology annotation, biological process: regulation of transcription by RNA polymerase II. The coding region runs from base 1 to 2076 and encodes 691 amino acids.
AUGUCACCCCCUGAAGAGGAAUCCGCAGGUCUGGCUGCUGCUACGACGCCUGAAACUGUGUUGCCGUUGACUGGAGCCGGUGCUGGACCACGACGGACGAAGCUAUCGUGGGCUCAACUUGUGCGGCUCGAGAGUAUCUUUGCACAAACUUGGUAUCCAUCGUGGGCCGAAAAGGAUACGCUUGCGCGUGAAUUCGACUUGGAACACCAACAGAUCAAUGUCUGGUUUUGCAACCGCCGCACGAAAGCAAAGCGCGAGAAGGAAACAAUGCCUGACAGUUUUAUUCCCUCCCAUGCCCAGGCUGCACUCAAAAGCAAGCGCGCAAGACCAACUGAGGCGUCUCUUGAUACUCUAGGCUCGACGACCAUGACCCGCGAACCGACCCCCGAGCCAGCACCAUCUUCCCGUGCUUCGAGCACUACGCCUGAUCCUCGACCCAUCGCACUGCCUCCUAUUCGCACUUCACCACCUCUGUCAUCGGUCCCAGCCCCAGCACCCGUCAGCGCUUCAUCGGCCGCCAGUAUUCAGGCCAAACUCUCUUCGUCGCUGUCGGCCGCACUGCUCGGCUCCGCGACAUCCACGGCCUAUCGGGCCCCAUAUGUCAGCCAACCUCCGUCCCAGGACCGUUCGCGUGAUCGUUCUCUGUCCCCCGGUCCCCGCACCCGCAGACACCGCAGCAACAGCGCUGGAUCCCCUCGCCAUUCCCCCUAUCGACAGCACACAUAUCCAUUCACCCACCAGCGCUCUCAUUCCAGGUCUCCUCCGGCCGCCACACUCGCCCCGAUCGGUCGCCCCGACUACCCCCAUGCACUCCCCCCAUUCCACAAGGCAGGCCCCCCUCCAUCACUCCCGGCCGCCCUUCCCGCCCCGCCUACAACCAAACCGCACGAGCUCUACCAACGCUACCCGGCGGGUGAUUACCACCGCGGUCCAUUUGUGCGCUCACCCCUCCUCGCUCAUCGUGCGCCGGAUUCUCAAGUCGCGUCACCGAUACACUCGCCUACUGAUCCUGAGCAUCGCAAGUUGCUGGCUCAGCAGCACAUCCAAGCCAUACCUCAUGUUGGCGCACUUCAGGCCGCCCCUCACAUGGGCGCAUUUCCCUCGAUGCCAGUCGUCGGAGUCUUCCAGGGUACUGCACCUCCCCCUGCAGAACUUCCAAUUAGUGUAUGGCAGGCCCACCCCCUUGUACGCACACGGGCUCGUAUCACUCGCGAACAAUUGCGGGCGCUCGAGGCCCUCUUUGCAAAGACCUGGUUCCCGACAUCUCAGCAACGAGCAGAAGCUGCCAAUGCGACGGGAAUGCGCGAGUAUAGCGUCACAGUAUGGUUUCAGAACAGAAGGUCCAAGGCCAAAAAAGAGGGCAUCUCACCACCCGAAGGUGAUAGAGCUAAGCUGCGCAAGGACAAGGGCCCCAAACGCGAUCUAGGAACGCAUGUAUUCGAAGUUGGGAGCUCACGGCAUCCUGAGCCAAUGGCCUCUGGUGCCUCAGCGUAUGCGCCCUCUGCAUCCGCAGGUAACCAUCCCUCCAUAGCCGAGCAUAACCUAGUCUGGCUUGAAGAUGCACGUUCACGUGGGCGGGCGCCGAUGAUGAAGGCGGGAGGGAGCCAUUCACCUCGAAUCACCGAUAAUAGGCCGGAACGUUCUCGCUCCCCGCGCUCACGGUCCUGGAGUGGGGCAGAACCCGAGCCAGAGUCCGACUUGGAGAUGGAGAGCGAGUCGGAAUCACGCGCCAGUCGCUCCCGCUAUCAGCCUGGAGACGAACCGCGCGGUGUGUCCUAUACGCGUGCAUAUAGCCAAUAUCCUCCGCGAGAGUCCCAGGCACAGACACUGUAUCCCCCAAGAGAAGUCCACCCGUCUUAUGCCGACGCCGGCCCCCUUCCGGUGCGGCGUCAGUCAUCGUCCUCAUCAUAUGGUGGGGUUACUCGCAGGCGAAAUUCUGGCCACAGUCACAGUGGGUCCGAAGAGGAUGGACCCGAACCUGCUCGAUCCGAGACUGAGCCAGGAGACCGCCCUGCGAAGCGUUCUCGACGGGAAAACGAGCACGCGCCCGAGGACGAGCAUUCUGACCCUGAAUGA